UUUUUCGUUUUUGGAAAAAAAGGAUGAUUUUGCAUGUACCGGAUGUGGAUUGCAAUAGGAAUUGUAGUGCACGAUAAACAGUGACCAGUAAUCAUGUCCUGGCCAAACAGCUGGCCCCCGGCGCAACAUCAACAGCAGCAGCAAGGGUUUGUUCCAGCGUAUCCGCCACCGAACCAAGCUGCUGUAGCACCAGCAGUAGGUGCUACAAUUCCGCCUGCUGACUACGGGGGGAUUAGCCCCUACAAUCAAUGGCAAUGGCAGCAGUAUCAGCAGCAGUAUGCCCAGUGGCACGCACAGUAUGGAGAACAGUAUGCCAGACAAACGGGGCAGCCGCUUCCUCCCGUGGUCGCUCCUUUGCCACAGGCAACACCCGCAGUACCUUCGAACGCGUUCCCAGCAAUGCCUGCCGUGGUGCCAGUGGUAUCCCCUUUUCCCCCCAUGAACAUCGUUGCGCCUCCACCACCGUCGGAACCGCACCCGGAUGAGCUGAAGGCCAACAAGGAUCAACAAAAACCUCCUCCACCGGAAGAGAUGAGCCCCGAGGAGAUUGCCUUCGAUCUACAAUUCAAGAACUGGGAGCAGGAGUUUGAGGUAUGGAAGCGGAACAACAGUAACCACCCGGACAAGGCUGCGUACAGGGAGUACGAGCAAAAGUGCAUGGAAUGUCGCCGGAAGUUACUAGCGCGCCGUGAGCAGCUCAGACGUGAUAGAAUCGAGAAAAAACGAUUGCUUACGAACAACGUAGUGGCUAAACCUCCUCAGCCGCCGCCACCACCACCACCUCCACCGGAACCGGAAGAUAGUAACAGGACAUCGUCAAAGCCGGAGAACGCUGCUGCUCCGUUUGAAAGUGUCUUCAAUCACGUCACAUCAUCGGGCGGUGCUAAAAGUGCCGGCAUUCCUGGGUUGGAUUUGAUCGACGAGCACACUCCACCACAGCCCAAGAAGCCAAAGUUGGAGCCCGACCAUGAGGUGGUGGAAACAAUCGAUCUUGUAGCAAGCGAACAGCCAGAGACCCGGAAUGGAAUGAGCCAUAAUUCGAAUUCCGAGAGCAAUGCCAAUACGAUCAGUUCCUUGCUGAAUGAUCCGAAGGUAAAUGCACUUUUGCAGCUGGUUGGUAAUACUAUGGCAGCAAAUAGUAACAGUGCAGGAGAAAAUGGUGCAGCAGCCAAUCCUUUGAUUGCUGCCUUAGCUCAGCUGACAAAGCAACCACUGAAUGUUUCGGCCGCAGGUGGUGCUUUCACGAAAAGCCCUACGAGCGGACCGUCGCGAAGCGAUACAAAUACGUCCGAUGUAGAAAAUAGUCAAUUUGCGAAUGGCAAUAACCAGAUGCCAUCAAAUAGUCAAAGUGCUGGUAGGGCCAUGCCGGACAAUAGAGAGGGGCUUCCGGAUUUCAAUCCUUAUGUCCCGCCACCUAUGAUCGAUGUCUCGCAACCGCCGCCAUUUAUGCGUGGAAAUCAGAAACCGGCGGCGAAACAGCAGCCUCAACGUGGUAAUCGCUGGAAUCGGAGUCAUUCGGAUAGCACCAAACCGUUAGAGAGAGGUGAUGGGCCACCGUUGUCAAAAAUAGGCCGCUUCGAUAAGCCUCCACCAGCGUUUGGAAUGUCACAAAACUAUCGCAUCGAUCCGGACCUUGGACGGCCGGUGGCCGUCCCGAAACCUGGCUGGAUGACCGAGGACGAGUAUCAGGAGAUCUACGAGCGUUACGAGGAUAUCCAGAGUUUCGAAGAGCGCAAGAAUAAAAUGGAAUUGGCCAUUCAGGUGCUGCGGCAAAAUAAAAUUCGAGCUGGAAAGCUAGCGGCCCCCGAUAGGCCGUCAGGCUCAGGGCAUGCAGUGCACGGUGGAAUUCCACGGCCAAUAAUGCUGGAGAACAUUAAACGCGAAUCGCCUGACGAGUACUUCCAACCGAAGCAAGUAUUUGAUUACAGCAACUGUCGAACUCCGAUCCAAGCUAACCACGAGGCGCCUAGCGGUCGGGUGAUCGAUUAUGGUCACCAAGGCCCUGCCGGUUCUUCCUAUCGUUCGCCAAAUAACCGGCAAAGUGUACAAUCGAGGUUACGUAAUGUGAACCAUAAUGUUCGGGGAGCGGUUGAAAGCGACUUUGUUGCCAAUACUAGGCGAUUCGACUACAAUCAUUCAAGCGUAACAAGUGCGCCGCCGGUCCCAAACAGCAAUAAUACAUCACAGUGGCCAAUUGCAAAUCAGAAUGCUCAAGGGCUCGAUGGUUCUGUUUCCAGCCUUCAGCGCUUAGCAGAAAUGCAUCUGAAUCCAAAUCCCGAGGAAAGCAACCCGCACUAUCCGUGCAAGUUCAUCCUGAUGAACGAUAAUCGGCCCAAACAUCUCAGGACCAAGCGGGGCAAGCGCCCAUCAUCGAUUAGAAAGCAAAAGCUGAGGCAACUCAAAGAACAACAGGAGAAACAACAACAACAGCUGCAGCAGCAAUCGCCGCAGCAGCAACAGCAGGGACAUGAUGCGAAUGAAAACAACAUUAGCGCACCAAAGCAGGAACCAGCUGUUGAACUGGGUUUAGAAGAACUGAGUUCUGAUAAUGACAUUGAUGAUGAGGGUACAGAUUGGGUCCCUGACAGCAAUGAUGAGGCAGCGUCUGGUGGUGUGCAACAGCAUGAAUCAGAACAGCAACCGCUGCCACAGCAGCAACAGCAACAACCGCAGCAACAGCAGCAGCCGGAGCAACAGCAACAACCGCAGCAACCGCAGCAACAAAAGGAGCAACAGGAGGAACUACAACAUCAGCUGAAACUGCAAAGAAAUGAACAGCAAAACGAAAGCUCAAAGGUUGCAGUGUUUUCCCGAUUUUCACAGCAAUAUUCCGCUCCACGGAUGAUGGAUAUCGAGGAUUUGCUGUUACCACCGGGAAGGCUAACGCGCGCACCUCGCAUCUGCAUGCUUAUCCGAGGAUUACCAGGCAGCGGCAAAUCGCAUCUUGCACGAUUGAUAAAAAACAAAGAGCAAAUCUUUGGUCCCUCGCCUCGUGUGCUUAGUUUGGAUGAUUACUUUCUGGUAGAUAAAGAGGUGGAAGAGAAGGAUCCUGUCAGUGGGAAGAUGGCAAAGGUUUCACGGCAGGUGUACGAGUUCGACGGCGAAAUGGAAGAGAUUUACGUACAGCAUUUGAUAAAAGCGUUCAAACGGACCAUCUCGGAGCGACUGUUCAACUUUGUAAUUGUCGAUUGUUGCAAUCAUCAGUUGAGUUACUAUCUGGAAUUUCAUAACUACGCUAGAAGUAAUGGAUUUAAGGUCUACACGUGCACCAUGCAGACAGAUGUAGACGUCUGUGCCAAGCAGAAUAUUCACGGUCGAACGGAAGCAGAGAUUCAAGCGUAUGCCGAUAACUGGGCCAUGGCUCCUGAUGAGCAUAUGCAGAUCAACUUCAACGCACUCCUUGAACCGGAGCAAACGGAUUCGAACGCCAACGUAACCGACAUGGACAUUGCAGGCGACGAUGAAUCCAUCCCGGAUCAGGAUAUACACCAAUCGGAACAUGCUAAUAACUCGCAGGACGACAGCAACGAAGACGCUGCAGAGGGUCGGGCAGAGUGUGAUUUGUUCGCGAGUAAAUGGGACAACGACACCAGUGAGCAGAAUUUAGCUCGACUCGAUGGUACCAGUAGACCCCUAAAGAGACCACCAACACUGGAUGACUAUCUGCGCCUGGACGAUGAGGAUGACGAGGAGGACGAUCAUAACAACGCUGGCGAUCUCGAGACUGAGGGCCGUGAACCGCAGAAGAAGAAGAAGAAACGCGUACGCUGGGCCGAUGCAGAGGAACGGAAAGCUCAACGCCGGAUGCGUCAGAUGGGCUUUGUAGUCGGUGUAACGGACUGGUCGCGAAUGCUGGACCCAACCGAGGGUAGCAGUGCGCUGACACAGACGAAAUACAUCGAGCGUGUGAAGAAAGAUGGAAUGUAAGUUAUUGAUAGCGAACUAGCCGCAAGAGCGGAGCAUAAUAUAUGUUUGCGCUUUGGUGUACAGUUUUGUCCUAAGAGUAUAAGUAUAAUUUUAGCUGCCAAUUACGGCAUCAGAUUACUAAUAUACAUGCAUGUAGAGUUUGCUACGAAUUAUCA
Anopheles aquasalis is the source of this 4082-nucleotide messenger RNA. RefSeq lists its product as uncharacterized. NCBI's taxonomy places the organism in Eukaryota, Metazoa, Arthropoda, Insecta, Diptera, Culicidae. The record is from RefSeq and is a predicted model, not a curated record. Gene Ontology annotation, biological process: regulation of telomere maintenance. Gene Ontology annotation, cellular component: nucleus.